AUGGCAGAGUGGGGACCCAACUUCGUAUCGGACGAAGUGCCCAUAAGCCCUUACCGCGUCUUCAACGAGAUGAUGGCGAAUGUUGACAUCGCCAACACUAUCGUAACCCACGACUCCGGCUAUCCGCGUGAGCAGAUUGUCCCGUUCUGGCCCGUAACCACACCGCGCGGCUACAUCGGGUGGGGCAAGUCAACGCAGCUCGGUUACGGCUUGGGCCUCGCGCUCGGCGCGAAAAUGGCAGAGCCCGACAAGACCGUCAUUAACAUCAUGGGCGACGCCGCGUUCGGCAUGGCGGGCAUGGACAUCGAGACCGCCGCUCGCUCCAACAUCGGCACGCUCACCAUCGUCCUGAACAACGGCGUGAUGACGCACUACUACGACCACUUCCCGCACGCCACGGAGCACUGGGGCAGCAACAGGCUGGGCGGCGAGUACGCCAAGGUCGCAGAGGGCUUGGGCGCUUACGCAGAGCGCGUGGACUCCCCGGACGAGGUUAGCCCCGCCAUCAGGCGCGCCCUCGAAGCCACGCAGAACAACCAGCCCGCCGUCCUCGAAAUGAUGACCAAGGAAGAGGAGAACAUCUCCCGCUACUGGCGCUAA
Geodia barretti is the source of this 600-nucleotide messenger RNA. The record is from the annotation of a GenBank genome assembly. Lineage: Eukaryota; Metazoa; Porifera; Demospongiae; Tetractinellida; Geodiidae.